This is a messenger RNA of Erigeron canadensis, 2808 nucleotides long. RefSeq names its product tubulin--tyrosine ligase-like protein 12. Gene Ontology annotation, biological process: protein modification process. Lineage: Eukaryota; Viridiplantae; Streptophyta; Magnoliopsida; Asterales; Asteraceae. The transcript is spliced from 15 exons. The record is from RefSeq and is a predicted model, not a curated record. The coding region runs from base 85 to 2691 and encodes 868 amino acids.
CUCAAACACUUUCCUUCUGGCCGGAAAACCCUUUUCUUAAACCCUCGCCGGCACACUCACAACAAAAAACCACCACUUUCCGUCAUGUCUUCUCCGGGAACUAUCCGAACUUACGAUGACUUCCUUAAAGUUCACGGCCUUCUGCUUACAGCUGCCGGAAUACCUCAAUCACUUUACCAAACACUAUUUCACAAACUUUCAACUGAAACCUUUGACGGCGGUAAUUACUUUCAGGUGGAACCCGUUGACGGCGGCCGUCAACGCCGUCUCAUUCUCACUUCACCAAACCCUAUGCCAAAAGAUUCAAACAUUUUUUUAGUUGAUCAUGCUUUAUCCUUUCGCCUUUCAGAUGCUCCCAAACAGUUGCAAGAAGUUCCGGGGUUGGUAGAGAGAAUGGCUUCAUUAAUGUGUGUCGAUAUCGAUUUGAAUUCAGACGAUGAAGAAGCUGAUAAUGCAGGGGAGGAUAGCAGCAGCGAAUUGGGUGUUGUUGAAAUUGUGGAGAGGGAAUUUGAGAAGGUGAAAAAGGAGGGUCCUGGCGCGGUGGUGUGGUUGGAACUUGAGGAUCUUGAUAUUGACGAUGACGUGUUUAUGUCUCUUGAUUUGCCUAACAAGUUUCCGGACUUGAUUGCACUUAGUUUGCGUUACAACAAGCUUAAGGAUGUAGAGAAAAUUGUUAAGGAAGUUGUGAAGUUUAAAGACCUUAGAGCGCUAUGGCUAAACAAUAACCCGAUCUUUGAGAGCUGUGAUGAUCAUGUUGCAGAUGAUAUUAUUCGUAAUUGCCCGAAAAUGGAAAUUUUGAACUCCUCUUUUACACGUAAGUAUACGGAGUGGGCCUUGGGUUUCUGUGGAGGAGUUUUUGACCAAGAGAAUCCGGGUUGUGGACAUGACAAUGACCAUUUCUUGAAGGGUUUGACUUCUCUUGACCUUUCAAAUAGGGGUAUUCACAGCCUACACAACAAGGGAUUUUCACCCAGUGCUUUGCCGUCUUUAUCUUAUAUAAAUCUUCGAGGAAAUCCACUAGAUGAUCACUCUGUUUCCGACUUACUGGAACUUCUGAAAUCAUUUACUGGCUUACACGCACUGGAGGUGGAUAUUCCCGGUCCUCUUGGAGAUAGUGCAGUUGAGAUUGCUGAAUCUCUUCUUAGUCUUUCUUUACUAAAUGGCGUUAAUACGACAAGAGUUCUAGAAUCUGGAAAGAGUGUGAUUGAUUCAAUGCUUCUUCCACGUCUUCCUGAAUGGACUUCUAUUGAACCAUUAGUUGAUCGUGUUUUGAAUGCCAUGUGGUUUUACUUGAUGUCUUACAGAUUAGCAGAUGAAGAGAAGAUUGAUGAGACUUCUAUAUGGUAUGUGAUGGAUGAAUUGGGUUCAGCUCUGAGACACAGCGAUGAGCCAAAUUUUAGAGUAUCACCGUUCCUUUACAUGCCUGAGGGAAAACUGGAGUCAGCUGUGAGUUUUACACUUCUUUGGCCUACCAAAAGUAUUCAAUAUGGUGAUGAGUGCACUCGUGAUUAUCUAUUUGGCAUCGGAGAGGAAAAACAACGAUCUGCCAGGUUUACUGCUUGGUUUCAUACCCCACAGAAUUACUUUAUCAAGGAGUAUGAAAAAUAUUGGCAGAAUUUGAGAUCAACAAGUUCUCCCCCAGUUGAUAUGGCAUCUAAAACCAAGAGCCUGGAACGUAGUGAUGGACGUCCCCUACGUGUAUAUACAGACAUUCCACCAGUGGAAGAACAUUUGACACAUCCAAGCUUCAUAAUCACAACUGACCCGAAGGAAGCAGAUAUCAUCUGGACAAGUAUGCAGGUGGAUGAGGAAACAAGGAAGGCUAUCGGGCUAAAUGAUCAACAAAGCAUGAAUCAAUUUCCUUUUGAGGCUUGUCUUGUCAUGAAACACCACUUGGCAGAGACUGUUCAAAAGGCUUAUGGAUCUUGUGAAUGGUUUCAGCCUACCUAUAAUCUUGAAACACAACUAACACAAUUCAUUGGCGAUUAUCAUGUACGUGAGAAUAAUAAGACUGACAAUUUAUGGAUUUUGAAGCCCUGGAACAUGGCAAGAACAAUAGAUACAACUGUUACCGGAAAUUUAUCUGCAAUCAUACGUCUUAUGGAAACUGGUCCAAAAAUUUGUCAGAAGUAUAUUGAGCAGCCAGCUUUAUUCAGGGGGAAGAAAUUUGAUCUUCGAUACAUUGUUCUUGUUCGCAAUAUGAACCCGUUGGAGUUAUUCAUCACAGAUAUUUUCUGGGUUAGACUGGCGAACAACACAUACACAUUGGAUACAAAAAGUUUGUAUGAGUACGAGACCCAUUUUACUGUUAUGAAUUACAGGGGGAGAUUGAAUCAUAUGAACACUCCAGAGUUCGUGAAAGAGUUUGAGAAGGAACAUCAAGUUCAGUGGUCGGAAAUCCAUUCACGAGUUAAACAGAUGAUCCGAAAGGUUUUUGAGGCAGCAACAUUAGUUCAUCCAGAGAUGAGCAGCCCCAUGUCUAGGGCUAUGUAUGGUGUGGAUGUGAUGCUUGAUGGCUCUUUCAAACCUAAGUUAUUGGAGGUUACCUACUGCCCAGAUUGUACUAGAGCUUGUAAAUAUGACAUGGAAGCUGUUAUGGGCGGAGGAGAGAUCGUUAAAGGUCGUGAUUUCUAUAAUUACAUCUUUGCUUGCCUCUUUUUGAAUGAAAACGAACAUGUAUCACCAUUGUGAAAUUGGGAACGAUAGUUCUCUCAUGUCGCUUGUAUUCUCUUAAAGAACAAAUGUUUAACAGUUUCAGAUAUGUAUUAUGCAUAUUGUUGGCUUAUCAAUUAUUUUAUUUCAUGUUGA